AUGUACAUCACUCUCUACUUUUUAGUCACUCGCCUCCCUGAAUCCCUUCGUGUAGUCCGGGACCACUUCCUCGCGGUCUGUCCCACCACCCUCACAGUCGACAGCCUCGAGAAGGCCCUCCUAGCGGGGGAGAAGAGCAUAGUCGCUGUAGGAGCCUCUCGGGGUGACCCCCGCGCCCCCAUCUUUGAGGGGUGUUCUCCUUCCCCUCUCCUGCCCUCUGUCGCCUCUACCGCUGCGGCCGACCUCGUUGGUCUUGAGUCGGUCGGUGCGGCGUCUGCCCCCAGCGGGAGACGCCGCUCUGGCAAGGGCAAGGGGGGCAAGGGAGCGGGUGGGGCCAGCGGGGGCGGUGGAGGUGGAGGUGGAGGCGGCGGGGGGAGUGGGGGUGGCGGUGGAGGUGGUGGCGGGGGUGGGGGUGCUAGUGGCGGCAGUGGAGGCGGGGGUAGCGGCGGCGGUGGCGGUGGGAGCGGAGGUAGCGGAGGCGGCGGCGGUGGAGGCGGAGGCGGGGGCGGUGGAGGCGGAGGCGGGGGUGGCGGUGGUGGAGGUGGUCGGAGUGGCACUUCGCAGCGGAGCAGCACUGGGGGUGGCCAGCGCCAGCAGCAGCAGCAGCAGCAGCAGCAGCGUUCUCGUGACGUGUGUCCCAGGUAG
Molecule: messenger RNA, 645 nt
Organism: Closterium sp. NIES-65
Lineage: Eukaryota; Viridiplantae; Streptophyta; Zygnematophyceae; Desmidiales; Closteriaceae
Source: the annotation of a GenBank genome assembly